GCGAGCGUCCUCGCGCCGGUGACGCCAGCCCACGCCAUAUGCGGCUCCUCCCCAACGGCAGGCUGGUGUAAAGAUGGCGUCCAUCAUGGAGGGGCCGCUAAGCAAGUGGACUAACGUCAUGAAAGGUUGGCAGUAUCGUUGGUUUGUUUUGGACUACAAUGCCGGCUUGCUGUCAUACUACACGUCAAAGGACAAGAUGAUGCGAGGAUCCAGAAGAGGCUGUGUGCGACUCAGGGGAGCUGUGAUCGGCAUUGAUGACGAGGACGACAGCACAUUCACCAUCACUGUGGACCAGAAGACUUUCCAUUUCCAAGCCCGAGAUGCGGACGAGCGGGAGAAGUGGAUCCACGCCUUAGAGGGAACUAUUCUCCGUCACACCCUCCAGCUCCGGGAGGCUGAGACAGGAUUUGUUCCGAGCGUUCAAGACUUUGACAAGAAACUAGCCGAAGCAGACGCCUACCUACAGAUUCUGAUUGACCAGUUGAAGCUGUUUGAUGAGAAGAUCAAGGACUGCAAAGAGGAUGAAUCGCGCAGAAAAAUAGAGAAUCUGAAAGAUACUACUUGUAGUAUGGUAGAGUCCAUUAAGCACUGUAUCGUUCUGCUGCAAAUUGCCAAGAGCACCAUCAACCCAGUGGAUGGGAUCUUCCAGCCACCCCUGGACACCCCUGUAGUUAACACCACAAUGCCAACACAGACAACACUACCCACAGACGCUUCUCAGGUGUGUAAAUCAGACCAACGACCAUCCACGCUACCUGUUGGUCCUGUUGUCACGGUGAUGGGAAGUCUGCAGACCCCGACUCCCAACAGCACAGGGAGUGGCCCGUCCGGCCCCAGCAGCGGCCUGGCCUCCCCCGCCCACAUCCCCCUGCCCUCACACUCAGUGCCAGACUUCUCCUACUCCUCCAGCGAGGACGAGUUUUACGACGCCGACGAGUUUUACCAGAGCAGCACUUCCCCCAAACACUGCAAAGAUCCCUCGGGGCCCCCUGCUGCCUCGCCCAAUGCUAAUGAUGGGACCGCAUUGAAACGGCCCAACACCACCGAGUCUCUCAACUCCUCCAUGUCCAACGGAACCACAGAUGCAGAUCCGUUUGAUAGCCACGAUGACCGCGACGAUGACGGCGAGGGGGAGUCUGUGGAAGAGCACAAAAGCGUCAUCAUGCAUCUGCUCUCUCAAGUCCGUCUGGGCAUGGACCUCACAAAGGUGGUCCUGCCCACCUUCAUCCUUGAGAGGAGGUCUUUAUUAGAAAUGUACGCAGACUUUUUUGCGCAUCCUGACUUAUUUGUAAGCAUCGCUGAGCAGCCGGAGCCCAGAGAGAGGAUGGUUCACGUGGUAAAGUGGUACCUGUCAGCCUUCCAUGCAGGGAGGAAAGGCUCAGUGGCCAAGAAACCGUACAACCCCAUCCUGGGGGAAGUCUUCUACUGCCAUUGGGAUCUCCCCAUCGACAUUGAAGAACCCUCUCAACCCGUGGAGACUUCAUCAGACGGUCCGGUUCCCUGGUCUUCAUCCAACAGCGUGCGUUUUGUGGCAGAGCAGGUCUCUCACCACCCACCCAUUUCUGCAUUCUAUGCAGAGUGUUUAAGUAAGAAGAUCCAGUUCAAUGCCCACAUCUGGACUAAGUCUAAGUUUCUUGGAAUGUCCAUCGGUGUCCAUAACAUUGGUCAAGGCUGCGUGUCCUGUUUGGAGCAUGAUGAACACUACAUUCUCACCUUCCCCAAUGGAUACGGCAGGUAUGUGUUCCCAAACGAGCCGCUGUGGGACUGUGUGUCCGCCCGUCUGACCCCAGCCUGCCCUCUCAGGUCCAUUCUGACGGUGCCGUGGGUGGAGCUGGGCGGCGAGUGCAACAUCUCCUGCUCCAAGUCCGGUUACAGCGCCAACAUCGUGUUCCACACCAAACCCUUCUACGGCGGGAAGAAGCACCGAGUCACCGCGGAAAUUUUCCCACCGAAUGACAAGAAGUCGUUCUGCUCCAUUGAAGGAGAAUGGAACGGAGUGAUGUACGCCAAGUGGGCGACCGGAGAGAACACGGUGUUUAUAGAUACAAAGAGAAUUGGCAUUAUUAAGAAGAAAGUGAGGAAACUGGAGGACCAGCUGGACUAUGAGUCACGAAGGUUAUGGCGAGAUGUGACACUUAACCUGAAGCUAAAAGACAUCGAUGCAGCAACGGACGCCAAACACCGGUUGGAGGAGAAACAAAGAGCCGAAGCCAGAGAGCGGAAAGAGCAGGAGCAGCAGUGGGAGACUAGGCUGUUCCAUGAGGACGGGGAGUGUUGGGUCUACGAUGAGCCGCUACUAAAGAGAUUAGUCUCUCAGAGGCACUGAGGAGACCACGCCACACCGAUAAACAUGCAUACAAAUGAAUAAAGAAAUGCACACCCAAGAGUCUUCAUAAGAACUCUUUUGCAAAAACCACUUCUUAUCCAAGCCUUGGAAUGACUGAUGAUUGAAUAUGUUCACUGCUUUGCAUUUGACUGUAAAACAUUAUGGAAAUGAAUGAAAACAUCAAAGAUGUAACAUUAGUAGAGCUCCUCUCCUUAUGUGGACAAUCUCUCCUCCACCACCACCUAUACCGGCCACCUGCCAACGGACUCUUCAGCACAGAGCGGACGCCACAGUGGACGCUCCUCGUCUCCCGGCUCACCACCUCAACACCUCUACGAGACCACCCAGAGCAGCACUCCUUUCCCUGCAUACAUAUCUGGUUCUCUUUUUUUUCCUUCCUUCCUUGUUUUUCUUCAGGGGGGCCAAGAGAUCUGUAGUUGAUGGUGUUCAGCUCAAGUAAAGCUUGACAAGUAAAACAGCUCUCUACAUCUCAGGGAAUCUUGUGACUGAGGAAAGAAAGCUGCUGCCCCCUUUCAAGAGUCUGACAGCCUUAUAACAGUGGAGCGUAUGGAUCUUAAUGGGGCGGGAGAGAUGUUCUCUGCUUGCCUGCUAUAAGUUAUAACUGAUGUUUAUAUAUAGAUAUACAUAUGAUGGAUAUAUAAAUAUAUAUUCUUCUUAUUUUCAUUGCUUAAUUUUUUUUUGUUUUUCUUUCUGGCAAUAGUGUAAAAUAUUGGAGGAUUAUGAACUUGACUGAUGGCUUUACAUCAUUAGGAAUCAUUCCAUUUAGUUUGUGUUUUGUUCCCAUUUCUAACGUUUUGCCCUACGCAAGCCAUGACGGUAAAACACCCCGACCGGGAGAUGAGAUAGAUUUAAAGAAUAUAUGCAAUUCAGAUCAAAAUUGAAAUGUCAACGAAGCCAAAAAGGUUUAGAGAAAAGGCUAAAGGGACUGUGAUCUGGUCAAAGCAUUCUCUGAUGAGGUUCUGGUGUUACCUGAACGCAUUUAUGAACAAAAUGAUUGUUUACAAGUGUUUGUGUUUCUGCACAGCUAUAACUGAGUCUGUAAAGUCUCCCUCGUGCUCUGCACACCACCUGUCUUUGUUUCUCCUGGUGUCGGUGGAUCUUCUCAUGAGAAACCAGAGCAGACCUUUUUGACACAGCGGCAUUGCAUACUUUGUUCUACUUGUUUGGUCCUUUUGUAGAUUUUUAACAUUUUUUUCCAUGGUUAAGAACCACAUGGAGGGCAAUGUCUAUCCUGCUGUUCACCUGCUUAGUUUGGGUCUAAAUGCAAUGGAAUUUGAAUAGUCCGUGGAGAAAAUAAAAAAAAACACCAGUUUAGUGGAAAGGGGUAGACUAUAGUAAGUGCAAACCAGACCCUCCUUUUUUGUGUUAAAGAUUUUAUUAUUCCUUCAUUGGUGAUCACGUUAAGUAUGCUAAAUAAAUGAUGAAAACAUUUUAAACGAUUUAAUCUGGUGAAGGGAUCUUGCGAAGAUAUACAUUCUGCUGGUGCUGUAUUUAAAGAUAGUCAAAUAAUUGUUAUAAUUCCCAGCUGAUUAGUCCCACAAAAGCAAACAAAAAUGCCUUUGGAUGUUUGCCAAUUGAAACAUAAUUUAUAACUCAAAAUGUGGCUUUGAUUUUCUUCUUUUUUCCCCUCGUUAUGUUUUUGUAUAACCUACUGAAUAGAGGCCUUGCCAUUCAUUUCAGUAUUGCCUGGUAGAGAGCAAUCAUAACAAAUGUAUUUUUUAUUUCCUUCUCAUCUUAACCAUUGAUUGUAUCCAAUUCUCCUGUUUAUUGAUGCAUAAUAUUAAAUCUUCAUGAGUUGA
Messenger RNA from Menidia menidia (Atlantic silverside), 4146 nucleotides. The record is from the annotation of a GenBank genome assembly. NCBI's taxonomy places the organism in Eukaryota, Metazoa, Chordata, Actinopteri, Atheriniformes, Atherinopsidae.